Messenger RNA from Arabidopsis arenosa, 2074 nucleotides. The record is from the annotation of a GenBank genome assembly. NCBI's taxonomy places the organism in Eukaryota, Viridiplantae, Streptophyta, Magnoliopsida, Brassicales, Brassicaceae.
GAUGAUGAAUACAUCAGGGGGGAAAUAACUCUCUCCAUGUUAGAAGGUAGGAUAUGCACGAAAGGAAGGUUAAAUUGCAAAUGAGGUACAAUGCAGUGCUGUUGGGACCAAUUGAAGAGAUUUACAUUACUGAUGAUGAGGAUGUAGGUGUCUAUAUAUCUUCAGGUGAAAAUAACCGUAGAUAUGUUUUGAAUGUGGACGUCAUCACUCCACCAGAAUUCCCCGAGCAACUGUCGAGAGUGGAGCUCCUCAAUAAAAGUUAUGUUGGUAAGAACUAUGCGGAAUUGGAUUCAAAUGAGGAUGAAAUAAGAGAUAGUGCUGCCAUCGUUUUGUGCGAAUGCGAGGAACAAGGAACAGAACCAAAUGAGGCAAUAAUGGAGGUUGAUGAUACUCAAGAUCUUGAGAUUGGAUCACGUGAUGAAUCUAUGGAUAGAUGUGAUGAUAGGGGUGAUGAAUACGUUGAGCCACCGCCCGUUGUAGAACCUGGUCAGUUUAAAAAAGAAUGGGAAGACGGUAUUGGACUGAUUUUACGACAAAAAUUUCCAAGCAGGGCGGCAUUGCAGGAAGUGGUGGACAAAGGUGCAUUUGCUAACAGUUUUGGUUAUGUUAUUAAAAAGUCUGAUAAGGAGCGGUAUGUCCUAAGGUGUUCUAAAGAAAGUUGUGCUUGGCUUAUACGAGCUUCAAAUAUUCGGAAUACAAGUAUUUACUCGAUUAGAAAGUACAACAAGAUGCAUACUUGUACCCGGAUAAGUAAGAGUAGUACAAGGAUGAGGAAGAGGAAAGGUACCCCUGAAUUAGUAGCAGCUCUUCUUCAUGAUACUUUUCCAGGACAAAUGGAAACUCCAGUUCCUAAGGUUAUCAUGGAGCUUGUUCAGAUGAAAUUAGGUGUGAAGAUAUCGUACUCCACCGCAUUGAGAGGGAAAAGGCAAGCCAUUUGUGAUUUAAAAGUUGUACCCGAUACUCCAGAAUUGGUAUUUAUGAGUGACAGAAAUUCAUCCCUCAUCAAAGGCAUACGUAAUGUGUAUUCUGCGGCUCAUCACGGGUAUUGUAUUUGGCAUUUAUCCCAAAAUGUGAAAGGUCAUGCCUCUAACGUCAACAGAGACGUAGUCACAUGGAAAUUCAUGGAGUUAAGUCGGGUUUACACCAUGGCUGAAUUUGAGAGGGAGUACAAAAUUUUUAAGCUAAGAUAUCCUUCUGCGGCCAAUUAUUUGGAGGAUACAACCGUGAAAGAAAAAUGGGCUAGUUGUUGUUUCAGAGGAGAGCGAUACAAUUUGGACACAAGCAACUGUGUGGAAUCUUUGAAUUCUGUUUUCCUCAAUCCAAGGAAGUAUUCUUUAAUACCCAUGCUUGAUGCGAUCAUGUCCAAGAUUUCUGUUUGGUUUAAUGAACAUCGGAAAGAAGCCGCGUCAGGAUCUAAUGAUAAUAAGUUGGUGCCUUUAGUGGAGAACUACUUGCACGAUUUAUGGAUUGACGCUGAGAAACUAAAAGUGACAGAGCUAAACACAUUCCAGCUUGAACACAAUGUCAGGGGUAGUGAAGGGAGAGAAUAUUUGGUCAACUUGCUCUUGAAAACUUGUAGUUGCAAGGUGUUCGAUAUCCAAAAGUAUCCUUGUGUACAUGCACUAGCCGCUUUCAUUGCCUUCGAGAGCGAUGCAACAAGAACUCGAAACCCAUGGUAUGAUGGGAUGAAGAACGCUAAGAGGAUUUAUGAUCAAUUAGAAGAAGUCGGAAUGAUGGAAGGAAUUCCGAAGAGAUGUCCUUGUGGUGGACGCAUCCUCGACAAGAUCUCUGAGAACGAUGGUGACAAAGGGAAAAGAUACUAUCAAUGCAACGUGUAUAAGAAUGAUGGGUUACACAUUCGGAAACUUUGGGAUAAAGCUAUGGUAGAAGAGGUCACUAGGUUAAGGGAGGAGGUUGAUAACCAUCACAAAAAGAUUCAAAGCUUGGAGUACUAUCAAGAAGAAAUGCAUUCGGAGUUGAAAGGAAAUGGUAAGGAGAUCCAAAAACUGAAGGAGUUAGUCGCUCAUCUAGCGGAGACAUUGUUGUGAUUGAGGAAUUAAUGGGUUUGUGUAAG